This is a messenger RNA of Prunus mume (Japanese apricot), 1923 nucleotides long. RefSeq names its product Leucine-rich repeat protein kinase family protein. The record is from RefSeq and is a predicted model, not a curated record. Gene Ontology annotation, biological process: protein phosphorylation. Lineage: Eukaryota; Viridiplantae; Streptophyta; Magnoliopsida; Rosales; Rosaceae. Gene Ontology annotation, molecular function: ATP binding; protein binding; protein kinase activity.
AUGGUUCGCAUUAACAAAGCCUAUGAUCUUAAUCACUGGCUUUUGGUGCUAUUUUUCUUAGCACAAUUAUGUAUUUUUGUGUCAUCUUCUGACCCAGAAAUCCAAACCCUAUUGAAAUUCAAGUCCUUUUUGUCCAAUGACACAGCUCUAGACAACUGGAACAACUCCACCAACCCCUGCAAUGGCACCACAAACAUUUGGGCAGGCUUGUACUGUGAAAAAAAUGGCAAUGUGUACGGGUUGAAGUUGCAGAACAUGGGUCUCAUGGGCAUAAUUGAUAUCGACACCCUUACGGGUUUGUCUGCCCUUCGAAGCAUAAGCAUCAUGAACAACAACUUUGAAGGUCCUCUGCCUAGUUUGAACAAGCUUGGUGAACUCAUAGGAGUUUACUUGUCCAACAAUCAAUUCACUGGUGAAAUGCAAGAUAAUGCCUUUGAGGGCAUGAGUUCUUUGAAGAAAAUUUAUUUGAAUGGCAAUGAAUUCUCUGGAAAAAUACCAAAGUCCCUGGCUGCAUUGAGCAAGCUUUCGGAAUUGGAUCUCCAGGGGAACCAGUUCAGUGGGAAGAUACCAAAUUUUGCACAAAAUCCAAAUGGAUGGAAGUACUUCAAUAUAUCAAACAACAGGUUUGAGGGUCGAAUACCUGCAAGCCUGAGCAAUUUAGAAGCAAGCUCUUUCACUGGUAACCAAGGCUUAUGUGGAAAGCCUCUGGCCCCAUGCAAGUCCUCAAAGAAAAAAAUCCUCCUCAUCAUAGCCAUCAUAGUUGUCUCAAUUGCUGCAAUACUGUGCACCAUUGCAGCAAUUCUCUUCAUACGACGUCGUAGCGCCCAAUCAAAGCAAGAAGCAAGAGCCCAGGGGAAGCUAAAAGCCCAACACCACACAGCUGCAAUGGAGGUCCAGUUAACAGCUGAUGAAGACAACUACAAGGAGGCUGAGAAAGGAGGGGAGUUGUAUUUUGUGAGGAAGGACAGAGGGUUUGAGCUGGAAGAGUUGCUGAGGGCCCCAGCUGAGGUCUUGGGCAGUGGGAGUUUUGGGUCAUCUUACAAAGCACGGCUCUUGAGUGGGUCCAUGGUUGUGAAGAGGUUUAGGCAAAUAAACCAAGUUGGGAAAGAGGACUUCUAUGAUCACAUGAGAAGGCUAGGGAGGCUUUCACACCCUAAUUUGCUCCCACUUGUUGCUUUCUAUUAUAGGAAAGAAGAGAAGCUCUUGGUUCAUGAUUUUGUUGCCAAUGGAAGCUUGGCUAGUCAUCUCCAUGUGAAGCGAGAACCCGGGCAGCCGGGAUUGGAUUGGCCAACUAGGUUGAUGAUCAUCAAAGGAGUAUCAAGGGGCUUAGGCUACCUAUACAAAGAGUUCCCAGGCCUAACAGUACCCCAUGGCCACCUCAAGUCCUCCAAUGUCCUCCUAGACCACAACUUCAACCCCCUCAUAGCAGAAUAUGCCCUAAUACCAGUGAUCAACAGAGACCAUGCCCAAAAGUUCAUGGUGGCCUACAAGUCCCCAGAGUUCUCCCACAUGGAACAAACCUCGAAAAAGACCGAUGUGUGGAGCCUGGGCAUACUCAUCUUUGAAAUGCUGACAGGAAAAUUCCCAGCAAACUAUUUGCAGCAGGGCAAGAGGGCAAAUGCAGACCUAGCAGCUUGGGUGAACUCAGUGGUGAGAGAAGAGUGGACAGGAGAAGUGUUUGAUAAGAACAUGAAAGGGACCAAGAAUGGGGAGGGGGAGAUGCUGAAGCUUUUGAAGAUUGGGAUGUGUUGCUGUGAGAGCAGUGUGGAGGGAAGAUGGGAUUGGAGAGAAGUUGUAGACAAGAUUGAAGAGUUGAAGGAGAGGGACAGUGAGGAAGAAUAUUCUUCUUAUGCUAGUGAUGGGGAUAUGGGCUCUUCUAGGGCAAUGACUGAUGAGGAUUUCUCUUUCUCAGUUAAUGCUUGA